UAAAUAUGGAGUUUAUGUCGGCAGAGGAAGAAAACUAUGUUCGAAUGAAUAUGUUAUUACUUGGAAUUGCUCGACGUGCAGUAAGAACUUUCUUUGAUCGUGAAUUUGAUCCAGCAUGUUUAGAUGCCUCACUGAAGAAAGAAUAUAACAAAUUGCAUGACUUGAAGAAGAAACACAGAAUCACCCAAUCAAAGUGGAACCUCCUCUUUCCAAGAUUUCCUGAUGUUCCAGAUUCUAGAACAUUCGAUGUGAAUUUGAUGAUACUUUUACUAAGGCACUUGAAUGUAAUCACCCCUCCUCUUAGUGGAUUUGACAGUCUUCCUUCAGCAAAAGACGUGACUCCAGCUGCAGAUUUGGCAAGGAUUAAACACUACAGAAAUCAACAGUCUCAUCUAGAUGAUGACAAAAGAGACACAGGGUUCUUCAAUACUGCUUGGAAUGAUAUAACUAAUGCUGUUGAUAGAUUAGGUGGGCAACAGAUGAAACAGGAGUGUGAUCUUCUGAAAACCAAACCUUUUGAUCAAAUCAACCAAGAAAUAAUGAUAGACAUUAAACAUUCCAAUAAUGAAAACUGGGAACUAAAAGAAUCAUUUGAAAGUUUUAAAAAAUCUCAUGCUGAAGUAGAAAAAACGUUGAGGGAUAGGCAUAGUCUUUUGGAAAGGAUUAGCAGUCCAACUGAAUUCAAGGCGCUGCUAUCAAAGGGAACAUAUGCCUCAUAUGAAAACCGAGUUUAUUUAGCAGGAUCAGUUAAAACAGGCAAGAGCACUUUAGCCAGUGUAUUGAUAGGUGAACAAAUUCCUACAGAUUGGAAGUCCACGGAUGGCCUUAUUAUACAUUUUGGAAAAAAUGGGAUUGACAUAAAGGAAAGGAAAAUGAUUCCAUUAAAGAAAGGUGGUGAAGGUCAUGAUGUUUUUGCUAAACUUCUUCUUGGAAAUGUGGAGCUAAAAUAUUCAGGUACACAAACUGAGUUACCUGGUCAAAAAUCAGGUAACACUGAAACAGAAGAAAUGGAUAUAGAGGAGACAUCAGUUGUGGGAACAGCAAAUUUGGAAUUGUCAAUAAAGGAAGAUAUGCGGGAAGAAAUAUUACAAGGAAAUUACAAGAUGAAAAUUGCUCCAUCAGACCUUGUUGAUUUUGGAGGUCAAAAGUCAUAUGAUAUGACCCAUCAGUUAUUUAUUCAAUGCAAAGGAACCUUUGUGUUGAUGUUUGAUGGCAGAUAUGGUUUAUACGAUGCUCUCGAGGAAUACAAACCUCACGAGAUAACAACAAUUUCAAUUCUGGUCCAUUGGAUUGACUCUAUUUUGACCUACUGUGUAGACGAAUCAAUCGAAGAACAUAAACUACCAAAAAUUGUGUUUGCAGCAACUCAUGGUGAUUUCUACACUCAAGACGAGCUCAAUAAGAGAAAAGCAAUGUUUAUUGAUGAAUUGACAAAGACGUUUUCUUCAAAUGAUCUUCAUGAGCAUAUAAUCUACCAAACCGUCUUUUUCUUUGAUGCAAGAAACGAACAUGACUCUGAAUUACAAAAGCUAACCAAGCAUUUGGUGGACAUAGCAUUUGCCCAACCAUCCUGGGGUCAGCAAAUGCCAGUAGCAUGGGUUCCUUUGGAGUUGCAGAUAUCAAAAAUGAAAACAGCUAGGAUGAACUUUGUUAGAAAAUCAGAACUACAGAAAAUCAAUACACAGAAUGGUGAUUUGGCUCUUUCUAAUUCUCAGUUUGAUCAUUUUCUCAAAGUUCAACAUUCCCUUGGAAAACUGAUGUAUUUCGGUGAUCAUGGUAUUGAUAACUUCAUAGUUAUUCAGCCAUCAGCAUUUGUUAAUGUAUUGAGAUCCUUUGUAACUGAUGAAAUGUUUUGGCCGAAAGACGAAGAAGUUAUUAAUAUCUUGCCAAUCUUGAGUAAGACAGGGGUGCUUCAAAGAAAUGGUCUAUACAAGUUAUGGGAGCAAAAGCAUUUCGAACAACUUGUACCAACUGAUGACCUAAAAAAGUAUAUCAUUGAUGUUUUAAUUCAUCUUGACAUACUUGUUGAACCAAAACGUUACAGAGGAGCAGAAAAAUCAGCUGAAUUCUUUUUAGUCCCAUGCAUGAUUAAAGAAAAAGCCCCAACCGCCUUUCUCAAUUUGGAGGAAAUGGCAGACAAAAUGAUAUGUAUGUCAUAUCGCCUUAAAAGGUCUUCAGUACCAGCUGCCCUUAUAUUCAAGCUUAUAGGUUCAGCAUUGAAUGUACUGCCAAUAAAAGAGACCGAUGGACGUCCAUGUCUAUACUACCAAGCAGCUACGUUUUCGAUUGAUGAUAACAACGAGUGUAGAAUACACAUGAAAGGCAGUAGAAUAGUGGUAAAUCUUUUAAAUAAGGUUUCAAGAUUAGAAAUAUCACCAGACAUAGCAGCAAGUAUCCAAGAAUGUCUGACAUUGACCCUAACAAAUGUUCUGCACUUCUACUAUGCAUGUAUGGGAAAUGAUAUUAAAAAAGUUGACAUUUCGAAAUUUUUUGAAUCUGAAGUUGGUGUCCUUUGUGGCAAGGAACUUUGCUUUAUACCUGUGGAUGAAGCAAUGAAAAGGAAAACAUGGACUUGUGAAAAAGAGAAAAUCCAUGAGACACAGCUGCACUGGAUAUUAGAUGAGAAUAUUGGACAAGAUGAAUGCCGACCUGGAUGUGACGGAAUAUCCGCUAAAGAUUUAUGUCGAAGUCCAAAUGAUAAGCAUCUGGUGGGACUAGCUUCAGAAUUAAAUAUAAAAAAUUUCCAUGAGUUCAUCCUGCAUCUUGGACUGAAGACCAAAGACUGGGAUCAAAUUGGGUACAACUGGGGUCGGGCAGAGGAUGCUAAGGUUGUGGCUUUAUUGCAAUGGAAGGAAAGAAAUGAGAUUGUGACAUUUGAGAAAUUGUUAGAUGCCCAAGCGUGCAUUGGUGACAAUCAGCAUCAUUUGUGCAAGGUAUUCAAGGGACAGACAGGAUUACUUGAAAAUACUAGCUUCAAGUAUCUAGAUACUCCUGAAGACAUAUUUCUCUCUACAUUAUCAAGGAAGUUAGGGAAUUGUGUGAUUCAGCUAGGCAUUGAACUUGGUUUAACAUUUUCUGACAUAGAGGCUGUUUUUGUUAGACAUCCAAAUGAUUUGUUCUCGCAGAUGUAUGAGGUCCUGAAGAUAUGGAAACAGAAGACCCAAGAGAAUACAUAUCACAAUUUGAUGAUUGCAAUUCAGCGUGUUAAAGGAAAACAAUUUAUCAAACGAAAUUUCUGUUGUAAUAUGUGAAAAUUGUUGCAUCACUGUAUAGCUUAAUUAGCUAGUGUAAAAUGACUUUGCCAACAGAAAGCUUUGUAUAGUGAAAAAAAUAAUUAAGUAUUUACAAACACAAAAAUGUCAAAUAGAUUUUAAAAGAAAAUAAGUCACUUUUCAAAACAUUAUAGAACCUGUUAUGAUAAAUUUUAUUUAUCUAUUCAAUGAUCAUGUAUAACAACUGUAUGACAAAACUAAACAACAUAAAAAAAUAUAACACAUAGCUAUUCUGCAGUUUGUUUACAUGAUGUCAUGUAAUACAAUGGCGGAUCAAGGGGGAGAGGGGUUCUGGGGGUUGGAAUCCCCUUCUUUUGGCCGAUCAAUGCAUUUGACAUGGGAUAUAUAGCUGGAAACUUCCCCCUAAUCCUGAGUUGGGACACACCCCUUUUCAAAUGGCUGGAUCUGCCCCUGUAAUAAUAUAUUAUUAUUUAUGUAUUUCUCUGUGUUCAGUGGUCUCUCAUUAGUUUUUACUGUGUACCUGUGAAAUAGUUAAAUGUAUUUCGUUUAAAAAUUGCCAGAUGAGCAGGAUGUUUGGCUAGCAAAAAAACAAGGUUCAGUAAACUAUUUUUGUCUCGCUUGUCUGAGUCAAAAAGCGAGACAUAGGUAUAUGGCUUCAAAAAUUUUAAAGUUUGUGAUAAGGUCUCCUUUGCGAUGAACUACCAGUGGUAUGUCAAACAUAUUGGUAUGCUUCAUGGAGAUUAUUUGGCCCUGCCCCCUUAGUUAUGGUCUAUUGACUUUGAAAUUUUGCUUAUUUUGUAUGUAUUAGUUUAUGAUAAUGUCAGUUUAUGGAGAACCACUUGUAGUAAGUUAAUGAUAAUGGGUAUGCAGUUGUAUAAGCAUGGACAUGCCUUAUUUUGAUGGAGAUAAUUUGACCAACCCCAUCAGUCAUGGUCUUUUGACUUUGAAAAUUUUGCUUAGUUUUCACGUAUUAAAUUGUGAUUAGUUUGAUUUAUGGGGAAUCACUGGUGGUAGAUCAGUUAUAUUUGGUAUGCAGUUGUGUUAGCAUUGAUACAUCUUAUUUCCAUACAGAUUAUUUGACCCAACCUUCAGUUAUUGUUUUUAUUUACUUUCAAAUUUUGCUUUGUUUACAUGUAUUAGUUUGUAUUAAGUUUGUUUGAAGAAAACUACUUAUGAUGAGUCAAUGGUAUUUGAUAUGUAGUUGUAUAAGCAUUGGAAAAUAUCAUUUCCAUGUAGAUUAAUAAGCCAUGUUUUUUCAGUCUUAAUUCAUUCAAUUUGAAUAUUUGCAAAACUUACAUGUUAAAGUGUUGCUAUUUUAAUUUCAGCAUUUGCAUUACUAGAAUUUUAAAAAAGCAACACAUAGCUCUGUGAUAACAGUUUAUUUACUUAAAGUCUUGCAGCAAGUCAGGAAUAUGGCAGUAGUUAUCAAAAAGUCUGUUUCUAUGUAUCUUGGCGUUCGCUUUUGUUGCAGUUAAGUGUUUCUGUUGUUUUCCUUUUAUAGUUGAUGUGUUUUAUGUACUACAGUAUUGUGAAAUGGACCAAGGUAUAAAUACUUAAAAUAAAUAUUUGAUAUCUUAGUUUCAGAAACUGAUUCGUUCAAGAAACAUACAAUUCUUACAAGACAUCUUUUUUUAUGCCCUAUUUAUGUUCAUUAUGUUUUCUAGUCUGUUCGUCCGGUCGUCCGUCUAUCCUGUUUUAGGUUAAAGUUUUUGGUCGAGGUAGUUUUUGGUGAAGUUGAAGUCCGAUCAAUUAGAAACUUAGUAAACUUGGAAUUUUAUCCCAGGUUCAUGGCCUACUGAACAUAUGAAAUGUCGUAGUGCUGAUGGGGCAUCCGUAAAAUUAGGACACAUCCUUGUUAUUGGUGUAUGUUACAAACGUUUAUUUGCUAUCAUUUCUUAUUAAUACAUAAAUAUAGCCAACCGUAGAUUACCAAUGUUACAUGUCACAACCAUUGUAUCUUAAAUCUAUUAUGUAAUUGGAUAUAUUGCCUUCAACUGAAUAAAUAUUUUUAUCAUU
Mytilus trossulus (common blue mussel) is the source of this 5249-nucleotide messenger RNA. RefSeq lists its product as uncharacterized. Gene Ontology annotation, molecular function: protein binding. Gene Ontology annotation, biological process: signal transduction. The record is from RefSeq and is a predicted model, not a curated record. The transcript is spliced from 11 exons. The coding region runs from base 6 to 3251 and encodes 1081 amino acids. NCBI's taxonomy places the organism in Eukaryota, Metazoa, Mollusca, Bivalvia, Mytilida, Mytilidae.